UGGCCCAGUCCCAAAGAUGAUUUCUGAAAAGCGAGCCCUGGGCAGGAGGAGGUACGACGAGGACCUCUCGGACGUGGAGGAGAUCGUCAGCGCCAGGAGCUUCGACCUGGAGGAGAAGCUGCGGAGCCGGGCGUACGGCGGGGACUUCGUGAGAGCCAUGGACGGCCGAGAUUUUACUUUUGAGUAUGUGCAAAAAGAAGCUCUCAGAGUUCCCCUUAUCUUCAGAAAUAAGGAUGGACUGGGAAUUAAAAUGCCUGACCCGGAUUUCACCGUCAGAGAUGUGAAGCUAUUAGUGGGAAGCCGACGGAUAGUGGAUGUGAUGGAUGUGAACACGCAGAAAGGUGUCGAAAUGAGCAUGUCUCAAUUUGUGAGGUACUAUGAAACACCGGAGGCCCAGCGCGAAAAACUCUACAACGUCAUCAGCCUGGAGUUCAGUCACACGAAGCUGGAGAACAUCGUCAAGCGCCCCAAUGUGGUGGACUUAGUCGACUGGGUGGAUAAUAUGUGGCCGCAGCAUUUGAAGGAGAGACAGACGGAUGCUACCAAUGCUAUUUCAGAGAUGAAAUACCCAAAAGUGAAAAAGUACUGUUUGAUGAGUGUGAAAGGAUGCUUCACUGAUUUUCAUAUUGAUUUUGGUGGCACUUCAGUGUGGUAUCACGUUUUCCGUGGGGGGAAGAUCUUCUGGCUGAUUCCGCCUACUCUGCAGAAUCUAGAACUUUAUGAAGAAUGGGUGCUCUCAGGAAAGCAAAGUGAUAUCUUUCUGGGAGACAGGGUGGAAAGAUGCCAAAGAAUUGAACUCAAACAAGGCUAUACGUUCUUCAUUCCUUCAGGGUGGAUACAUGCGGUUUAUACUCCGGUAGAUUCUCUGGUGUUUGGUGGAAAUAUCCUGCAUAGCUUUAAUGUUCCCAUGCAGCUUCGCAUCUAUGAAAUUGAGGACAGAACAAGGGUGCACGCCAAAUUCCGUUAUCCUUUCUACUAUGAAAUGUGCUGGUAUGUUCUGGAGAGAUACGUGUCCUGUGUGACCCAGCGCUGCCACCUCAGCAAAGAGUACCAGAGAGAAUCAAUGUUAAUUGAUGCAAGAAGAAAACACAGCAUAGAUAGCUACUCAUCAGAUUCGUGGUUAGACAUGGAUGAAGAAUCUUGUGAUGCCCAUAUCCAGGAGGAAAAGGAUGACAGCUUGGAUAAGAACUCCAAAUCCCUGGUGGAUGGCUCCUCCUCGCCCAACAGCACGCACUCAGAGGAAAAGGAGGGUGCAGGGAGAAAACAGAAAGCCACAGUAAUGAGGUACCUAAAAAGAACUUUGUCUAAUGAAUCAGACGACAGUGUAAAAUCAACGACCCCCACGGAUUAUCCCAAAACGCCAACGGGGUCUCCAGCUACAGAAGUUUCAACCAAAUGGACUCACCUCACAGAAUUUGAACUGAAGGGUUUAAAAGCCCUGGUGGAAAAGCUUGAAUCUCUCCCAGAGAACAAGAAGUGUGUUCCAGAAGGCAUCGAGGAUCCGCAGGCUCUCCUGGAGGACAUGAAGAACAUACUGAAGGAACAUGCUGAUGAUGACCAAAAUCUUGCCAUUUCGGGUGUCCCUGUGGUCAGCUGGCCCAAGAAGACCCCAAAGAACAGGGCAGUCGGACGGCCCAAAGGGAAGCUGGGCACUGCUUCUGCGGUGAAGCUCGCAGCUAACCGGACGACCGCUGGAGCACGCCGGAGGAGGACGCGAUGCCGCAAGUGCGAGGCGUGUCUGCGGACAGAGUGCGGCGAGUGUCACUUCUGCAAGGACAUGAAGAAGUUCGGGGGGCCUGGCAGGAUGAAACAGUCCUGCAUUAUGAGGCAGUGUAUCGCACCGGUGUUGCCUCAUACUGCUGUAUGUCUGGUGUGUGGAGAAGCUGGGAAAGAGGACACUGUGGAAGAGGAGGAGAGCAAGUUUAAUCUCAUGCUAAUGGAAUGCUCCAUUUGUAAUGAAAUAAUACACCCAGGAUGCCUUAAGGUGAAGGAAUCAGAUGGUGUGGUUAACGAUGAGCUGCCGAACUGCUGGGAGUGUCCAAAGUGCAACCAUGCAGGGAAAACUGGAAAACAAAAGCGCGGACCAGGAUUCAAAUACGCAUCAAAUCUCCCAGGCUCAUUGCUGAAGGAACAGAAAAUGAACAGAGACAAUAAGGAAGUAACAGAUGCUGCAAAACGGAAAGGGGACUGUGAAGAAACUCCCAGGCGGAAAUCUGAGGAACAUUCCAAAAAGACUCAAGUUGACUCAAUACUGAGGAGAAAGUCAGACGAAGUACAUCUGCGGAGGAAAAGGAAAUUUGAGAAACCCCAGGAACCCUCUAUGAGAAAACGGCGGCGAUCGUGGAAGGCUUCAGAUGACCGAGCUGCCAUGAUCAAACCCCUGCGGCGCCUCAAGCAGGAGCCGGAGGAUGAGCUGCCAGAAGCACCCCCCAGGUCCAAGGACAGUGACCAGUCGCGCUCCAGCUCGCCCACCGCGGGUCCCAGCACGGAGGGCGCCGAGCCCAGGGACAAGAAGAAGUUCAAGAUGAGGCGGAAAAGGCGGCUUCCCAAUAAGGAACUGAGCAAGGAGCUCAGCAAGGAGCUCAACCAGGAGAUCCAAAAAACCGAGAACAGCCUUGCCAAUGAGAAUCACCAACCCAUCAAAUCCGAACCGGAGAGUGAAAACGAGGAGCCUAAGCGCGCUUUGAGCAACAGCGAGAGACUGCAUAGGUUCAACAAGGGUUUGAACGGGACUCCCCGGGAGCUGAGGCACCAGCUCAUCCCCAGCCUGCGAAGCACCCCUCGGGGAAUAACCCGGCCCCCGCCUUCGCUCUCUCCUCCCAAAUGCAUUCAGAUGGAGCGGCACGUUAUCCGGCCGCCUCCCAUCAGCCCCCCUCCGGACUCGCUCCCCCUGGAUGACGGGGCAGCCCACGUGAUGCAGCGGGAAGUCUGGAUGGCUGUCUUUAGCUACCUCAGUCAUAGAGACUUGUGCAUCUGUAUGAGAGUUUGCAAGACCUGGAACAGAUGGUGCUGUGACAAAAGAUUAUGGACCAAAAUAGAUUUAAACCAUUGUAAAUCCAUCACUCCACUUAUGCUUAGUGGCAUUAUUAGGAGACAGCCUGUAACCCUUGAUCUUAGCUGGACAAAUAUAUCUAAAAAGCAGCUGAGCUGGCUUAUCAACAGACUGCCAGGUCUUCGAGACCUGCUGUUAUCAGGGUGCUCAUGGAUAGCAGUGUCAGCACUUUGUAGUUCCAGUUGUCCUUUACUCCGAACUCUGGACGUGCAGUGGGCAGAAGGCCUGAAAGACGCCCAAAUGAGAGACCUCUUGUCGCCACCCACAGAUAACCGGCCAGGUCAGAUCGACAACCGGAGUAAGCUACGGAACAUAGUUGAACUGCGCCUCGCUGGCCUGGAUAUUACCGACGCGUCUUUGCGGCUGAUCAUAAGGCACAUGCCUCUGCUCUCCAAACUCAAUCUCAGUUACUGUAAUCACGUGACAGAUCAGUCUAUUAACCUGCUGACCGCAGUUGGAACCACCACGCGGGAUUCAUUAACAGAAAUUAAUUUAUCAGACUGCAAUAAGGUUACUGACCAGUGCCUGUCUUACUUCAAACGUUGUGGAAACAUCUGCCAGAUCGACUUGAGGUACUGCAAGCAAGUGACAAAAGAAGGCUGUGAGCAGUUCAUAGCAGAGAUGUCAGUAAGUGUUCAGUUUGGGCAAGUGGAAGAAAAACUUCUGCAAAAACUGAGUUAGUUAAAGGACAUGUGUAAAUACUGGGGUGGGGGGGUUGGGGGGGGAACUAAGAACAUGUAGGGAUUUUAUUUUCAAUUGGGAACUUGGAAUAUUGGAAGAUGCCGCAAUUGGAUUUUACAACUCUUAUCGAGAACAACGUUAAACUACCCAUGUUAAGAAUUUCAACCUGUGCCACUAAUUCAGUCUACCUGGGAUGUCCUGCACUGGCUCUUAUGCAAAUUCAUAAGGCGACUGUUAUUGAUGAUAAUUGUUCACACCCGGAAGAAGACUGAUCUCCAAGAAAUACUGUUAUUUAAAGUACCACAGCAUGUGCUUGGUAGUGUAAAUUUGAUUUCUGCUUUUCAUUUCUUAAAACAACAAAAAAAAAGUUGGUGUCAUUAAAGUGGACCACGCACUGCAUUUCUGCCUUCUUAACACAUUUUGUUUUGUUACAUCUUACAUUAUGCAGAACUAUUUUUGUACAAAAAUUGUUUAAAAAUUAUUUAUGCAAUGUUUGAAUGCAUUACCAGUGUUUCGGUUUUGAUUGCCAAUUUUUAUCUUUACUUAUGGUAGGAGAGAACUUAACCUAUACUUCGUAGACAGUAUCUAUCUACAAACGUGCCCAGGUCAGGAAAAGUAGGUUAAUACUUUCAACUUAAAGCAUGUUUUAAUGGAAGUUUAUAUCCUGCUUUGUAUACUUCAGAAGUGACAUAAGCAUGUUGUGGAAAUAAGGUGUAAAUUAUAGUUGAAGUAAAACACUUUGCCAAGUUUUAUCUGUAUAGAAAUCACCUUUUUCUCAAAAUUUUAAAAAUUCCAAUUUCAGCUUUUGCACAUAGGAGGGUUUCACUCUGUAGCAUGAGCUCUUGUACUCAAUAUAAAAUUAAUUUAUACAGUGAGUCCAGCAGUAGAAUAAAUGGUCAAACGUAGUCUCUCUUUCUUUGAAGUGUGAGUUGAGUUCUCAUUUAAGGUUUAUAACAUGGUUAUUUCCUGAUUGUAAAAUUCUGCAUUCAUAAGUGCCAUUGUUGUAAGGUGUUGUUUUCGUAGACCUUCCUGAUGCAGUUUUACCUUUGUUGAAUUUGUAUAAACAAUUGUACAAAAACAGA
Cygnus atratus (black swan) is the source of this 4815-nucleotide messenger RNA. It is a transcript of the gene KDM2B, whose product is annotated as lysine demethylase 2B. Lineage: Eukaryota; Metazoa; Chordata; Aves; Anseriformes; Anatidae. Gene Ontology annotation, biological process: regulation of transcription by RNA polymerase II; protein demethylation. The record is from RefSeq and is a predicted model, not a curated record. Gene Ontology annotation, molecular function: protein binding; histone demethylase activity; DNA binding. The transcript has 21 exons. Bases 17 to 3733 code for a protein of 1238 amino acids.